Molecule: messenger RNA, 2790 nt
Organism: Mercurialis annua (annual mercury)
Lineage: Eukaryota; Viridiplantae; Streptophyta; Magnoliopsida; Malpighiales; Euphorbiaceae
Product: protein ENHANCED DISEASE RESISTANCE 2-like
Exons: 22
Coding region: 196-2514 (772 amino acids)
Molecular function (GO): lipid binding
Source: RefSeq, a predicted model, not a curated record
GCAAAACAGCUACAACUACAACAGCAGCAGCAAAAAGAAAAAUCCGUUAUUACUAAAGAGAAAAAAAAAACUCAAAAACAAACAUUUACAUUUCAUUCGUACCUAAUUAUUUAUUUAGAUUUUGACUUGUUUUCGUCAAAAAAAGUCUGCAGCUGAUCACGAGGGAAAAGAGAAAAAAACGCGUUAAAAAAGGAUAUGGAGGCGCUGCCGGAGACGACGAGGACGACGGAGAAAACGACGGCGAAGGUGGUGAUAAAGAAAAGAGCUAAUGGUGGCUCCGACAGUAGCAGAGGAGGUAGCAGUAACGGUAAUAAUGAUAGUGGAGUGAUUGUGGAAGAGAGAGAAAAUGGAAUGUUUGAGUAUUUUGGAUGGGUUUAUCAUUUAGGUACGAAUUCAAUUGGACAUGAGUACUGUCAUCUUCGUUUUCUGUUUGUUAGAGGCAAAUAUGUUGAAAUGUAUAAGCGCGAUCCUCACGAGAAUCCUGGUAUUAAACCUAUUAGGAAGGGUGUUGCGGGGCCAACGCUUAUGGUGGAGGAGGUAGGGCGUCGGAAGGUCAAUGAUGGGGAUCUUUAUGUUUUGAGGUUUUAUAAUCGAUUGGAUGAGACAAAAAAGGGAGAAAUUGCUUGUGCUACAGCAGGAGAAGCUAGGAAAUGGACGGAGGCAUUUGAUCAUGCAAAGCAACAGGCCGAAUUUGAGCUCAUAAGAGGUGGUAGUACAAGAAACAAGCUGAACAUGGAAACUGAGAUCAAUUUAGAAGGGCAUCGGCCUAGAAUGAGGCGGUAUGCUCAUGGACUAAAAAAGCUUAUAAGAAUCGGGCAAGGUCCAGAGAUGCUUUUGCGUCAAUCAUCAGAUUUGCGUACUAAUGUCACGUCGGAUAGAUAUCAUGAGGGGGAGGUUGGAGAUGCCAUUGAAGCGCAUGAAUGGAAAUGUGUUCGCACUAUGAAUGGUGUUCGAAUUUUUGAGGAUGCCUCUAAUUCUAAGACUGGUAAGGGAAUUCUUGUGCAAGCUGUUGGCGUAAUUGAUGCCAGUGCUGAUACUGUUUUUGAAGUCAUUUUAAAUGUUGAUCGGCAUCAAAGAUAUGAGUGGGAUGCUUUGACAGGUGACCUGGAGCUUUUGGAUUCUUAUGAUGGACACUAUGAUGUUGUCUAUGGGACGUUUGAUCCAAAAUACCUCACUCGUUGGCGGUCUAAAAGAGAUUUUGUCUUCUCUAGGCAAUGGUUUCGCGGCCAAGAUGGAACAUACACAAUUUUGCAUUUUCCAGCCGUACAUAAGAAGCGGCCACCAAAAUCUGGAUAUCGACGUACAAAAAUCAACCCUUCUACAUGGGAGAUUAGAGAUUUAAAUGCACCAAUGGGUUCAAAUACCACCAGAUGUAUCCUGACGCAAACAUUGGAGAUACAUCAUGCAGGAUGGUUAAGAUGGAAGACAAACCGUUGCUCAAAGUUUGAAAAGACUAUCCCUUAUGCAUUGUUGUCUCAAGUUUCAGGUUUGAAGGAAUAUAUUGGAGCUAAUCCUGCUCUAAAAACUAAAUAUGCCACCACGGUUAUCCAUUCAAAAAUUUCUGAAGAUUUCACCUCCAGCAGUGAAUAUGGGGAUGCAGAAAUCCAAGAUGAGUUCUAUGAUGCAAUUGCUGCUGAUUCAUCAUCAUCAGAAGAGAGUGAGGAUGAAGGUCAACCAGUCAAGGAGGACAAGAAAGUCAAAUUGAAGAAUGUUUCAUGGGCCAUUGCAAGCUUAGCUUUGAGACGAAAUUCAGCUCUCGAUGCGAAUAAGGAAUUGGAUUCUAGUGUAGCUCCAAUUGAUAUUGAUAUAAGCCAAUUCCAUGGCUACCUACCCAAAGGAAAGGAUGAGAAGGACUCGAGUUGUUGGACUUCUCCAAAUGGCAAUGGAUUUAUGAUUAGAGGAAAAACUUAUCUAAAGGAUCAUGCUAAGAUAAUGGGUGGGGAUCCCCUGCUUAAGCUCAUAGCCGUGGAUUGGUUCAAAGUUGAUAACACUAUGGACAGAAUUUCAUUGCAUCCCAAGUGUCUUGUGCAGACAGAGGCUGGAAAAAAUCUUCCUUUCAUCCUCGUUAUCAAUCUUCAGAUUCCAGGAAAACCAAACUACAGUAUGGUACUCUACUAUGCCUCAGACAGGCCAGUAAAUGAACAAUCUUUGUUGGGUAAAUUUAUUGAUGGCACAGACAUGUUUCGUGAUUCGAGAUUUAAACUAAUACCAAGUAUCAUUGAGGGAUACUGGAUGGUCAAGCGUGCAGUUGGGUCAAAAGCUUGCCUUUUGGGCAAAGCUGUAACCUGCAAAUAUCUCAGACAAGACAAUUUUCUGGAGAUUGAUGUAGACAUAGGAUCAUCGUCUGUAGCAAGGAGCGUCAUUGGCCUUGUACUCGGAUAUGUCACAAGCUUAGUUGUUGAUCUUGCAAUUUUGAUUGAGGCAAGAGAAGCAGAAGAGCUGCCGGAGUAUGUUCUUGGGACUGUUCGGUUAAAUCGUGUGAAGCUUGACUCUGCUGUACCGUUGGAGGGUUAGCAUUUACGUUUCUCAAACGUUCAUUAGUUUGCUAAUUCUUUAUGUACAAUGAUGUUGUUAAGUUAGGUAGGCAUACCCCCAUGUUAUCCAAUUUAGUUACAUAAACAAACACCUGGCUAUUGUAAUGUAGUAAUAUGUACAUGUAGACUAUAUCUAUACACAAACCAAGAAAAAAAUAUGUAUCAAGCUGAAUUUACAUUGAUUGGGUUGCAGCUUGUAAAUCUGUAAAACAAAGAUUUGAAUAUACUAUUAUAGGCCAACUGUGUUACACCUGAA